AUGGCAUCUGCUGAAGUUAUUUCCCUGAGCAUUAUCAAUGUAUUUCUCAGCGUUUUUGGAUGUGUAAUGAACAUUUUGGUGGUACUGGCCAUUCAACUGAACCCAGAGCUACAAAAAGGUUUAAAUUUGUUGAUCGUGUCCUUAACAGUUGCCGAUCUUGUAAACUGUUUGAUUGCACAACCUAUGUAUGUCUACUAUCUUAGCAACAAGGGCGACACAAGCUACCUAGCAGCACUUCGUAUUGUCGCUUUCAUCGGUCUCCAUGCGGUUUUCUCCAACCUCAUAACGAUCACGUAUCACAGAAUGAAAGCCCUGUCGCGACCUUUAUCUCACCUUUUGCUGGUGUCGCAAAGAGAUCUUCUCGUAUUCAUAACAAUAACAUGGAUCGUUUCUAUUAUAGUUGGUAUUGUUUUCGCAACGGAACCAGGAGAAGAGGCUGGUGCCUAUGUUCAUGGAGUUAUGAUACUUCUUCUGAUUUUAACUUACUUGAGAAUGCUGUGGGUCUCGAGACGCAAACGCGCAAAAAUCGCUCAGGAAGCGGGGACAGCCAAUUACCACCAACAAGCGGCCACCAUGGAGCAUGAAAACGCCGCUGCGAUAACGUCAGCUAUUUUGGUAGGCACCACAUUGCUAUGCUACCUGCCUGAUGUCCUUCUGGACUUUAUGGGGAAAGGGGAAGAAACCAGGUUGAUGGGAACUUACACCCUGUUGUUUUCUAGUUCGGCACUGAAUCCCUGUAUAGUAAUAUGGCGUAAUCAACUGUUUAGAAGAGCGCUGCUUCAAACACUUCGCCUUAGGGACUGAACGGGUAAAGUAGAUAUAGGAAGUGCAAUUUCGUGAGGUUAACAAAUUAGAUUUCUAAUUCCCUGAUUCGGAGGAGGAGUGUGUAUCAUGAAAAUAAAGGGUACACAUAUAAAGAUUGAAAGUUUUUUUUUCGAUAGGCGUUAAAUG
Molecule: messenger RNA, 951 nt
Organism: Pocillopora verrucosa
Lineage: Eukaryota; Metazoa; Cnidaria; Anthozoa; Scleractinia; Pocilloporidae
Product: histamine H2 receptor-like
Biological process (GO): G protein-coupled receptor signaling pathway
Cellular component (GO): plasma membrane
Molecular function (GO): G protein-coupled receptor activity
Source: RefSeq, a predicted model, not a curated record